Messenger RNA from Knipowitschia caucasica, 462 nucleotides. The record is from the annotation of a GenBank genome assembly. Lineage: Eukaryota; Metazoa; Chordata; Actinopteri; Gobiiformes; Gobiidae.
AUGGAACCAGUCCUUCUCGGAGCCGUUACGAUCUUGGCGCUGCUUGAACAAGCGUACUUCUCUCUGCAGGUGAUCUACGCCCGAAGGAAGUACUCUGUGUCCCCCCCCAAUACCACAGGAUCCCCAGAGUUUAACCGGGUCUACCGAGCCCAAGCCAACUGCUCUGAAUACUUCCCCUUGUUCAUCACGGCCAUGUGGAUCGCAGGAAUGUUUUUCAAUGAAGGUCUAUCAUGUGUGGGUGGUGUUUUGUAUCUGUUCGGCAGACUGCAGUACUUCUGGGGAUACUCCACUUCUCCUCAGGGCCGACUGGCUCCCUUGUACUUCUGUGCCAAGAUUCUGUGGGCUCUGAUUGGCUGCUCGGCUCUGGGCAUCCUCCUGUCCUUCUCCAAACUGUACCUGGACACAGACCUGCUCCUGAUCACCGCCGAUGCCCUGGGAUUCACACCCGGAAAUACUCAAUAA